AUGAAGAUACAGUGUGAUGUAUGUGAGAAAGCUCCGGCUACACUGAUAUGUUGUGCUGAUGAAGCUGCUUUGUGCGCUGGUUGCGACGUUGAGGUUCACGCAGCUAAUAAGCUCGCUAGCAAACACCAACGCCUUUUUCUUGACUCUCUCUCCACCAAGUUCCCUCCAUGCGACAUCUGCCUUGAGAAGGCAGCUUUCAUAUUCUGUGUUGAGGAUAGAGCUCUUCUCUGCAGAGACUGUGAUGAGGCCACCCAUGCGCCUAAUACUCGCUCUGCUAAUCACCAGAGGUUCUUGGCUACUGGAAUCCGAGUGGCUCUGAGUUCCUCUGGUUGCAGUAAAGAAGUAGAGAUGAAUCAUUUCGACCCACCUAACCAGCAGAUUCUCUCUAAACCUCCAACACAACAGUCUACUGUUCCAUCUCCUCCAUGGGCUGGCGAUGAAUACUUCCGCUACUCUGAUCUUGAGUGCAGUAAUAAGAAAGAGCAGCUCGAUCUUGGUGAGCUGAACUGGCUGGCAGAGAUGGGUUUGUUUGGGGAACAACCUGAUCAAGAAGCUCUACCUGCAGCUGAAGUUCCCGAGCUUUCGGUUUCGAAUUUGGCUCAAGUUCAUUCUUACAAUAGACCCAUGAAGUCAUCCAAUGUUUCCAACAAGAAGCCAAGGCUUGAGAUUCGGUAUGAUGAUGAUGAGGAUGAAGAGCACUUCCUUGUCCCUGACCUAGGCUAA
Eruca vesicaria subsp. sativa (arugula) is the source of this 723-nucleotide messenger RNA. The record is from the annotation of a GenBank genome assembly. Lineage: Eukaryota; Viridiplantae; Streptophyta; Magnoliopsida; Brassicales; Brassicaceae.